This is a messenger RNA of Meloidogyne enterolobii, 1103 nucleotides long. The record is from the annotation of a GenBank genome assembly. Lineage: Eukaryota; Metazoa; Nematoda; Chromadorea; Rhabditida; Meloidogynidae.
UAGGAAAUAGACUAGAAUUAAGACUUUGGGGAAGACUCACUCUUCAGUUUUUUAUGGAUCGAGGCCAAAACCAUUUAAUCGACUCCCUUCUUGAAGGAUUUUACUUAUUUUGUAAAUUUAUUGCUUCAAAAAUUCAGGCACUUCUUCGCCCAGGCAGAUUUGACAGACACAUAACCAUUGAUUUACCGACAUUACUUGAAAGAAAGGAAUUAUUCGAUUUAUAUUUACAAAAAAUUAAAAAAGAAAAUUUAUUAACUGGUGUAAGCCAACGUUUAGCACAAAUGACACCUGGCUUUAGUGGUGCUGACAUUAAAAAUGUUGUAAAUGAAGCAGCAAUUCAUGCAGCGACGGCACAAAAGAAAAUGGUAAAAAUUGCUGACAUUGAUUUUGCUUUACAGAAAAUUGUUGCAGGACCAGAAAAAAGAAGUCGAGUUUUAAUUAAAGAAGAACGCGAAAUUGUUGCAUUUCACGAAUCAGGACAUGCUUUGGUUGGUUGGCUUUUGGAACACACUGAAGCACUUUUGAGAGUAACAAUAAUUCCGAGAACGAGUGCAGCUCUGGGUUUUGCUCAAUAUUCUCCAAAGGAUCGAAAAUUGUUUACUAAAGAAGAGUUAUUCGAUCGAAUGUGUAUGAUGCUUGGUGGUAGGGUAGCAGAAAAUGUUAUUUUUGGUAAAAUAACAACUGGAGCACAAAAUGAUUUGGAAAAAGUUACUAGACAGGCUCAAGCAAUGAUUAAAUGGUAUGGAAUGAGUGAAUUAAUUGGCCCGAUAAGUUUCUUUCCUGGUGCAGAUGCUGACCUUCGAAGUGCUGAUUUUACUGAAAAGCCUUAUAGUAAAAAAUUGGGAAAUUUGAUUGAUCAGGAGAUUGGUAAAUUAGUUGCAGAUGCUUAUUACUCAACAGAAAAUCUUUUAAGAGAAAACAAAGACAAAUUAGAAGCGAUAGCAAAGGCUCUUUUAGAACGUGAAACUUUGAAUUAUGAAGAUGUAAAAAGGUUAAUAGGACCGCCAAAAUUUGGAAAUAAACAAGUUGUCGAUUUGCCUGAAGAUGUGCUUCCAGAUUUACCAAAUAAUAUAGAAUCUGGGACAGAAAAAAAUAAAUAUUAG